CAUUUGCAAACUUCACAAAUCAAUCCUUUAUGUUGAAUGAAGCUCUGUGUGGUGCCCCUUAGUUCCAAGUGUUGCCAUGUGAUACUAGUCCUCUUCACAGAUCAAGGAUAAAAAGAGUGCGUCUCGCCGUGUAUAUCAUGUUGCCAAUUGCAUUGAUACUUCUUGUGUUGACAGUUGCGUUUGUAUAUUUGAGAUUUCGGAAGAAAAACAAAACUCCAAUUCAAACUGUUCCAAUACUUGCAACUGAAAAAGAAAGAAUUACAUACCAUGAACUUCUACAAGCAACUGAUGAGUUUAGAGAAAGCAACUUGCUUGGUAUCGGAAGUUUCGGUUCAGUUUAUAAAGGUACACUAAUUGAUGGAACUAUUUUGGCCGUAAAGGUAUUCAAUCUACAGCUACAAGGUGCUUUUAAGAGUUUCGACACAGAAUGUGAAAUAUUGCGCAACAUCCGACAUAGGAAUCUCACUAAGGUCAUUAGCAGUUGUUCUAACCUUGAUUUCAAAGCCUUGAUACUUCAGUACAUGCCUAAUGGGAGCCUUGAAAAGUGGUUGUAUUCUUACAACUACUUCUUAGAUAUCUCACAGAGGUUAGAUGUAAUGAUAGAUGUGGCAUGUGCAAUCGACUAUCUUCACAGUGGGUAUUCAACCUCUAUUGUUCAUUGUGAUUUGAAGCCAAGCAAUGUCCUUCUAGAUGAAGAUAUGGUUGCACAUGUGAGUGAUUUUGGAGUUGGGAAGUUCUUAUGCGAUGGGGAGAGCACUGCUCUAACCAAGACUCUAGCUACAUUUGGGUAUAUUGCACCAGAAUAUGGAAUGGAAGGAUUAGUAUCCACAAGGUGUGAUGUUUACAGUUAUGGCAUUAUGUUAAUGGAAACAUUUACAAGAAGGAAACCCACUGAUGAUUUAUUUGCUGGAGAUCUGAGCCUCAGGGGUUGGGUAAAGGAGUCAUUACCUAAUGCAAUAAUUCAGGUUAUAGAUUCCAACUUGCUAACGCCAGAGGAUGAAGAUUUCACUACAAAGGUGCAGUGUGUGUCGUCCAUCAUGGAAUUAGCUCUGAAUUGCUCUUCAGAAUCACCUCAGGAAAGGUUCAAUAUGGGUAAUGUUCUAGCAGCACUCAAGAAGAUCAGACUUCGGUUCCUAGCUAAUCAUGUGCGCAAUUCUCGCAGAUCUUGAAUGGAGUUGAAGCAUGAAAGCUGUGGUAGCUUUCCUCCUCCAUGAUGCUAGAACUUCACUGUUAGAGGUUACUCGUCAAUGGAGAAAGCACAUUUAAAGCUAGUUUUUGGUGGAUAAAACAGUAUGUAAAUGGUAUGUUGUAUCAGAUUAAUUAGAUCGAUCCAUCUACAAUAUGUACUAGUUACAAGAUGCUUGUCUGUUUAUACUGUGUGUGGCUAGAUUAUUUUUCUUCUGUGAUCGGAUUAAGCAAUGAAUUUUCUUAUGGAUUUGGCAAA
Cornus florida is the source of this 1444-nucleotide messenger RNA. Its product is annotated as probable LRR receptor-like serine/threonine-protein kinase At3g47570. The coding region runs from base 138 to 1169 and encodes 343 amino acids. The transcript has 3 exons. Gene Ontology annotation, molecular function: ATP binding; protein kinase activity. Gene Ontology annotation, biological process: protein phosphorylation. The record is from RefSeq and is a predicted model, not a curated record. Lineage: Eukaryota; Viridiplantae; Streptophyta; Magnoliopsida; Cornales; Cornaceae.